Molecule: messenger RNA, 1281 nt
Organism: Thermochaetoides thermophila DSM 1495
Lineage: Eukaryota; Fungi; Ascomycota; Sordariomycetes; Sordariales; Chaetomiaceae
Exons: 1
Coding region: 1-1281 (426 amino acids)
Molecular function (GO): hydrolase activity, hydrolyzing O-glycosyl compounds
Source: RefSeq, a predicted model, not a curated record
AUGAGAAACCGAGUUAAGCGGUGGCUGCUCCUAGCCCUGCUCGCAGUCGCAAGUGUCCUCUUCCUCCACAUAUAUCGCGUCGAAGCAGUACUCUCCGUUCGCUGGGUACCCGACCGAGCAGCCCUCCUCUUCAGCCAGCGAAAAUCCCUGCCCCAGCCUAUCACCGAGUCCUUCCCGGACUCGACCUCCCCGCCCUACCAGCUGCCACUACGCACAAAGGGGCGCUACAUCGUCGACCAAACAGGCCGCCGCUUCAAGUUGGCCAGCAUCAACUGGUAUGGAGGCUCCGACGAACUGUUCGUACCUGGCGGGCUGGACACUCGGCACCGCGACGAGAUUGCGCUCGCGAUUCGGCGCAUGGGAUUCAAUUCGGUGCGCUUACCGUACAGCGAUGAGAUGGUCAUCGAAAAUCCGGUCGUUGAAAACAAGACUGUUGCUGCGAACCCAGACCUGCUGGGUGCCAGGGCGCUGGAUGUAUUUAUUGCCGUGGCUGAGGCUCUAACCGUGCAGGGAAUUGCCGUGAUUGUCAAUAACCAUAUCACGCGGGCGACGUGGUGUUGUGGUUUAGACUUGUGCGAUACUGGCUGGGCGAAUGAUUACCUGCCGAAGUCAAUCUGUCGGGUCAGACAGACAGAAGAGGAAUGGAUCCAACACUGGAAGACAGUGAUGAGCCGCGUUGUCAACAAUUCUCUGGUUAUCGGAGCCGACCUUCGCAACGAGGUCCGCGGGCUCUGGGGCACCAUGCCCUGGAAAAAGUGGGCAGCAGCAGCAGAAAAGGCCGGAAACGCACUGCUCAAGCUCAACCCCAACUGGUUGAUCAUCGUCGGCGGCACUGAGUCUAACAAUGACCUCUCCGGAGUGGCUAAACGCCCCAUCAUGCUGGCUGUGCCCAACCGCGUGGUGUACGAGGCGCAUGUGUACUCGUGGAGCGGAUGGGGCAGUAUUGAGGGCUCUUAUUCUCGGCGCUCCUACGAGUCGUUUGCGCGAUCCAUGCGGAAGAAUUGGGCUUAUCUGCUGGAGGGCGACGUUGCGCCCGUGUGGGUAGGGGAGUUUGGAGCGCCAGAUCAUCCUAAUAAGGGGGAUGCGAACUACUGGGCAAACUUGGUGCGCUUUCUAAAGGAAGUAGAUGCAGAUUUUGGGUAUUGGGCAUUGAAUCCACGAAAGGUGAACCGGAAGAAGGAUGAGAGGGAGAUGUAUUCGCUGGUGGAGGAUGACUGGAUGACCCCGGUGCUGGACUACCGGUUGAAAGAUCUUACGGAGAUAAUGGGCGACCGAAGUUGA